AUGUUGUUGAGCGCUCUUCCGAAGGAGGUGAAGGACGACCUUAUUGUCUACUGGGUCCAAGGUGUCCACCAGAUCUUGUACCGACUAAUGGCAAUCUUCCAGCCGGGUGGGGUCCAAGACCGUGCUCAGAUCCUUCGACAAAUGGAUGUUUCGAAGUCAGGGGCAGCAGAUUCGGAGGUGGUACCGCCUCUUGCAGAGAGCAUCGUACCUCGGAGUGACGUUGCCGGACGAGUCGCUGCAGGUGAAGUCUCUCUCGACGGUUGUGCGGAAGACCUCGGAGCAGAACCGGCGAAAGUCUUCUGCGACGGCCUCAAGGAAUGGAACGGCGACCUCGACGUCUACGGCUACUACGCCAGCGGCUACCUUGAAGGGUGUGCAAAAUGCUUAGCCGAAGCCUGGAGCGAAGCCUAA
Symbiodinium necroappetens is the source of this 411-nucleotide messenger RNA. The record is from the annotation of a GenBank genome assembly. Lineage: Eukaryota; Dinophyceae; Suessiales; Symbiodiniaceae.